GGGAAGAAUUCAAUCUAAAUCAAUCAUGCCUCAACUGGAUAAAUUCACUUAUUUUACACAAUUCUUCUGGUCAUGCCUUUUCCUCUUUACUUUCUAUAUUCCCAUAUGCAAUGAUGGAGAUGGAGUACUUGGGAUCAGCAGAAUUCUAAAACUACGGAACCAACUGGUUUCACACCGGGGGAACAAGAUCCGGAGCAAGGACCCCAACAGUUUGGAAGAUAUCUUGAGAAAAGGUUUUAGUACCGGUGUAUCCUAUAUGUACUCUAGUUUAUUCGAAGUAUCCCAAUGGUGUAAGGCUGUCGACUUAUUGGGAAAAAGGAGGAAAAUCACUUUGAUCUCUUGUUUCGGAGAAAUAAGUGGCUCGCGAGGAAUGGAAAGAAACAUAUUCUAUUUGAUCUCGAAGUCCUCAUAUAGCAUUUCUUCUAAUCCUGGAUGGGGGAUCACUUGUACUUGUAGUAAUGACAUAAUGCUAAUCCAUGUUCCACACGGCCAAGGAAGCAUCGUUUUUUAAUCUCAACCAACCACUUCGGCCUAAUCAUCCCACUUCUUUCCUCAAUCCCAAUAAACCCAAUAAAGGAUAUCGAUUUCCGAUAACCACUUUCACCCGAUCCAAUUCACCUCCAUCGAGGCAGCGAACUAGUAUAUCAUCUUUCCUGAGGAAUGGAAGGAUGUAGUGGUAUUAGAAUUCUCCGGCUACACGAUGAGAAAAAAGCAUCCCUUUUCUCCUUAAUAAUAGUUUCUUCUAUCUGGUACUUAAUUAAGAUGAAAGCCGGUAAGAAGUGCAUCUUGCUUGGAAAGACCGUUGCCGAAGAAAGGGCUAUUAGAUGGGCGAUUCCCCCCUUUCCAUUGAAGUAGGUAAAGCGGGAUGAAAGCUCUAAGCCCGCAUCUUCCGCUUCUAUUAGAGGGGCAGCGGAUCCAAUCCAUUCGAAGGGGGAGCAGAGCAGUCAAAGAAUGAAGCAAACCAAAAAUGAAAUUUUGUGAAAGACUCCUUUUGUCCUUGUCCCCCCAUCAGCAAUUUCUUCUUAUACUUUUUGCCUUUUGCUUCUUCUUUAUGCUCACUAUGCCUUUAUUGCUUUAUAUCCAUCGCCUCUUAAACAUCUACUCCAAAAUAAUCAGAGAGGUGUUUGAGUGGAACAAGCAGUUUGGAAGGCCUAUCACCUUCCAAUACAGCUGGUUAAAUGGGGUCAAAAUUGGAGUUCAGGAGAAAAAGGGGAUUGUCCCAACGAGUCUUCUGUUCAAUCAAAGACCUCUAGCUCAUAGUUCAAUUGGACAUGUAGGUUAUAUUCGUACUGGGUUCUCAUGUGGAACCGAAGAUCCAUUUUCCCACGUAGUUCGUCGGUUAAACCAACGAUUCUCUUCUCAAAGUCAAA
Messenger RNA from Hevea brasiliensis (rubber tree), 1370 nucleotides. Its product is annotated as putative ATP synthase protein YMF19. The record is from RefSeq and is a predicted model, not a curated record. Gene Ontology annotation, cellular component: mitochondrion; membrane. Bases 26 to 511 code for a protein of 161 amino acids. The transcript has a single exon. Lineage: Eukaryota; Viridiplantae; Streptophyta; Magnoliopsida; Malpighiales; Euphorbiaceae.